This is a messenger RNA of Chlorocebus sabaeus (green monkey), 1300 nucleotides long. RefSeq names its product canopy FGF signaling regulator 1 (gene CNPY1). Gene Ontology annotation, cellular component: endoplasmic reticulum. Lineage: Eukaryota; Metazoa; Chordata; Mammalia; Primates; Cercopithecidae. The record is from RefSeq and is a predicted model, not a curated record.
AUGGGGCCCAUGCUACUGCCCCUGGCUCUGCUGGCCCUGCUGCUGGGGCCUGCGCUGGCCCGGGGUGCCCGGGACCCGGAGGUGUUCUGUGGAGCGUGCAGGGCCCUGAUGGACGAGGUAGAGCACGACAUCAGCAAGGCUCGGCAGAAGAAGGCCAAGGUGGGCUCCUUCCGAAUCAAUCCUGAUGGGACGCAGGAGAGGAGAGAGAUCCCCCUAGCCCAGUCGGAGGCGUUCCUAACGGACCUUUUGGAGAAAGUCUGUGAGCGAAUGAACGACUACAAGCUUGAGGAAGACCCUGUGACGAAGGAGAGAACUUUCAAGAGAUUUGCUCCUAGGAAAGGAGACAGAAUAUACCAAGAAUUUAAAAAAUUGUAUUUUUAUUCUGAUGCUUACAGACCUUUGAAAUUUGCGUGUGAAACUAUAAUAGAAGAGUAUGAAGAUGAAAUAUUCUCACUUAUCGCCCAGGAGGCACACUAUCUAGCUGACAAGCUGUGCAGUGAAAAAUCAGAUCUGUGUGAAACUUCUGUUAAUCAUACUGAGCUCUAGGAGUGCCGUGCUGCUAGUUGUAGAGAGGAGUAAAGUCACACCCAAAGGUCAAUGUCUGCAUUUUAUGUUUGCAUGUUAUCUUUCAUGAUAAGAAAUUUUGUCUCUUGUUUAUACCAUGUUUGUCUCCGUUUAUGAUUUAUUUUGAAAAUCUGUUGUUUGACAUCAUGACAAACCCUGAGUUUUUUUAUAGGUGAAGCUGAGGAGUACAUGAAACUUAAAUUAACCUUUGCAGAUUUUGAUGAAUCAAACUUGAUAAGAAAGAAUUUAAUUCUGUAUUGGGGGAAAAAGUGAAGACAUUUCAUAAACAAAAUAGGGAUUUCAUAAUGUAUGCUGUUUAUUUUAUAACAGUGUAUGUGCACGUAUACAAGUGCAGUAGCUAUCUGAUAAGAACUGAAUUUGAAUUCUCAAAUACUUGAUUGCCUAUAAAUUUAAGGAAAUACAUGGCAACAAAUUCAAAAUGUGGUCUUCUGGGUGAGAUAUGGCUAUUGGUGAAAGAAACAAACUCACUUUUUAUCAGGAAUGAAAUUUAAAUUUUUAGAAACCACAAGUUUAAAAAUUCAUCUCUAAAAUUUAGUGGAGUGUGUAAAAACUAAUGAAUGCUUUAAUUUAUAGUAAACAAUAAUUAUAUUGGCCUCUCAAACACCAAUCUGAGUUUAAAUGGUUUAGAAAGUUGAAUUAUUAUUGCAUCAUGUGUUAAAAGAUGACGCUAGUGAUUGUGUUUUGUUUUACUCCAAACUCUUCUGGUUUGUUUUUC